Drosophila obscura is the source of this 1081-nucleotide messenger RNA. Its product is annotated as dTTP/UTP pyrophosphatase. The transcript is spliced from 4 exons. The record is from RefSeq and is a predicted model, not a curated record. NCBI's taxonomy places the organism in Eukaryota, Metazoa, Arthropoda, Insecta, Diptera, Drosophilidae. Gene Ontology annotation, molecular function: nucleoside triphosphate diphosphatase activity. The coding region runs from base 78 to 707 and encodes 209 amino acids.
GACAAAAUCUCGCUGCCACGAAACUGCUGCAGCACAUGUUUUUUAUUUUGUUCUGUAAAUUCUGUAAUUAACUUUCAAUGUUGGCGCCAAUUAAGCAUUUAUUAAGCAACUAUCGUGUUGUCCUGGCAAGUGGUUCGCCUCGUCGCCAAGAAUUGGUCAAAAUGCUGGGCCUUAAUGCCGAGCUUUGCCCAUCCACAUUCGAGGAGAACCUGAAUCUGGAAGACUACAAGGAAUUCUCCGAUUAUAUAGAGGCCACAGCCCUCGGCAAAGCGGAGGAGGUCUUCACGCGUCUCAGCGCCAAAGGGGACAAUAAAAAUCUCAUUGUAAUAGCAGCCGACACAAUGGUGACGCUGGGCAAAGAGAUUUACGGCAAGCCAAAGAACCCCGCGGAUGCCGUGCGCAUGCUAACCAACCUGUCUGGAGCCUGCAAUCGAGUGUUUAGCGGCGUUGUGCUCAAACACGCCCAAGGAGUGCGCAAAUUUACGGACACGGCGGACGUACAUUUCGGCCAGCUGCUGCCAGAGCAGAUUCAGAGCUAUGUGGACUCGGGGGAUCCACUCGACAAAGCUGGCGCUUAUGGCGUACAGGGACCUGGUGGCGCUCUGAUACAUCGCAUCGAUGGCGACUUUUACUGUGUGAUGGGCCUGCCGCUGCAUCGUCUCUGCUGUGAACUAAACAAGCUAUUUCUGGAGGAUCUCUCGUCAUAGCCGCGCAAAACUGUCUUCGGGCUCAUGCGCCAACACACGUCAGAGGCUACAAAAGCGUUUCGUUCAUUUUAAUCUGAACUCUGAUAAGAGGCUAUAUCUCUACGCCCAACGCCCAAGUCAAUUAAAAUAUAAAAAACAAUAGCAGUGUGCGAAAAAGUCAAAUAGAAAGAGAGCAGCGGCACACUGGUUGUAGAUUGCCCCGAAAGUCGACUCAAUUCAAAUCAAAUUAAUACAAUUAAAUUGUACCAAGAAAGUGCUGGCUGAAACCACUGUAGAACGUGAGAGAAACGCCGCGCUUUAGCUUUUUCUAAUCACUUACAGUUCAUAGAACAACAUGUACUAAUUUUAAAGAUAAGCGGCUGAAAAAUAUUGUA